AUGAACCCUGAACUCGGCCAGCGGCCAUUGUCAGAAGUGAGUCCCAUGGCUCAACAACGAAAUUCACCAGUCUGGAGCCAGAGCACCAAGACGAUGAAGAGCAUGGAGUCAUCACCUUAUGAAGCUCCAUCACCGCGUCUCUUCUGGCAAGGCCGCGAAUCCGGAUCGCCUUUCCAGAGGGGUUCAGAAAAUCAGGCCCCUUAUGACCCAGAGGCGUCCUUUACGCCGACAAAGCGGCCAUCUCUCGAGAAUCUGAAGCGCCAAUCGAGAGUCAGGAACAGCCACAUGCUCCGUGACUACAAUCAGGAGUACGACCCAGCUCAUGUUUAUGUUCCCCAGAGACCACUGGCCACAGCAAAGUUGCCGCAGCAGCAAUCGUCAACGGCCCAGCCAUCGCAAAUCCCCCGUGGCCGAGACACCACCCAGCGGAUAGGACCCAGACCACCAUCUCCCAGCAAGGAUCAAGUGCCACCAGCGAAGUCCUCUUUGUCCCGAGCGAGCCGGUUUGGUGUAAAGGAUGCAGCCUUCGACCCUGAAAGCGAGAUCUGGUCGGACGCCGACAGCCGAUACCCCAAAAGUGUCACUUUCGAUGCCGCGCCACCCCAGGUGAAUGAGUAUGAGAUGACCACGCCAGAUCCAUCCUCUGUCGCAUCUGGGUCACGCGAUGGUAGCUACGACUCGGAGUACGAUGAAGCCGACAUCAGCUUCGAUCGUGAAUCUUCCAUGGACCGUGAGGAUAGUUUCGACGCUUCGCUAGAGGACCUCGAAAAAACCCCCGUUGUUCUACCCGAGGAUUGGCGCUACAUGAGCCCAUCAAACGCGAAUGAGGACUUGGUGAAAGAGGACGAGGAUCCCUUUACCGAAGAUGACAAUGAAAGCCACGGCGCUGAUCUGCGGCCGUCAUCCCGUCAAGAAAUAUCUGGGAAGCACUCGCAUGUCGAGCCAUUAGAAUCUAAUGAAGAACGCCGUCCUUUACCCCCUCUUCCCGCAGCUGGUCGAACCUCAUUCUCUCCGCGCGCGUCAUCGCCCGGCAAGCUGGCCGCUGCUUUUGAGCGGGGGAGUGGUGGUCAGCGGGUUCUGCCAUCACCUCCUGGUCCAGCCUCCUAUACCAAGUCUGACAUCGCCGAAUUGGGCCAUACUUCGAUGUCCAUAGACGAUAGACUGCGACUGAUGAUGAUCCAGGACUACGAACGGGAGGGAGACGGUCCUCAGCACCAGAGUCGAGAAGAGCCUCAGUCGAAAGCGGUCGAAAAACAACCUGACCAUGCUGACCAUAAGGAAGAUAAUGUCAAGGUAAGCGACGACCAACCGGUGGAUGAAACUACGGCGGACGCACCUGGAAGGUAUUCGCCUCCCCAUAUCUCUAGAGACUCAAUCUUGAGGGAUCUUCGCAAGAGUGAGAGUUUCAUGGAUGAUUCCUUUGAGACCUCUUCUCAGGUUGAGUCCAAUCCUGACCACUACGUGAAUUAUGACCCCGAUGUUCCCAUCCCAUCGCUUGAGCAUGAUAACGAUUUCGAUGACGAUGAAGUUGAUGCCAAAAGCGUUAUUAUCAAGCAAGAAGAGCACGAACAUGACCUUUAUGACAUACCUGAUUACUAUGAAAAUGUCCCUUCGAAGGACUCCUCGUUCAAGAGCCUGAACGACAAGCAUAUUACUGAUGACAAGAGCCAAUACUCCAGCGACCCCCCUGAACACAGUUCGGACCAGUUCGAUGAAGGUCAGACAACACCUGUCCCUGAAGACCGGACCGAAAAUGGUCAAGGCAAGCAGCCGCCUCCUGAGGAGCAGGGGGGGGAGUCUCAGCAGCGACCCAUGACACCGGAGUGUUAUGACCAAGUGUCGGAGCCCUCGACUCCGGAAUCGGUUAUUCGACAUCCCACGGGCAGCGAUGGCAGUGAUCGUGACGCAUCGCCGUCUGAGGAGUGCGUGCCAGAACCGGUUGCGACCAUCAAAGCCCGUGGAGCUGGCCUCAAGACGCGCCCAUCGCUGACUCCUGCCGAUGUGGAAUCGAUGGCGGCCACCCGGCGUCAAGUUAGCGGCCAACAACCUCCCCCAAUGCCCUACACCAACAGUCAGAAGGAGCCUGACGCACCCGAGAAUGCUGCUGAUCAGCCUACCGCCUCUCAACCCGCCAAGGAGCCCAUCCAGCGAAAGAGUAGUCUCAUGAAACUGGAUAUCCCCUUUAGUAUCCAGGAAGAGAGCCUUGGAUUUGGCCUGGAUAAGGAAUUUGACCGAGUGAUCGAAACCCAAAAGGUUGCGUUUGAGCUGUCCCUCUCCCAGUUGUACUCCCGUGCAACGAGAACCCCCCAGGCCCAGGAUCCCUUAGUUUCGUAUGCUGACGAGCAACCCCGCAAACAGAGAGGCUACCUCAUGCGACAGAACACGCGAAUGAUCAUCGCCAGCAGUCGCCCCGAGGACGAGCCUGCCCCUCCCCCUACUGAAGGCCCAAGCGAUCCCCAUGCUGCAAGAUCCCCAGGGCCGUCUCCGCGUAAAGCAAGCCAGCAAACCUGGACCACCGUACCCUGGAACGGCCAGACGCGUCGCUCGAGCAUAAGAACUCCUUCCAGUGCAAUCCGGAAAAAGCCCGUGAACAGCUCCGUGCCACCACUCCCCGGACAGCAGAGUAACGUUCAAGAGACCCCGGCAACCAUCGAGGAAUCCGAGCUGGCACUAAAUAACGCCCUGGAGGAGGGAGAAGAACGUGGCCGCCUGUUUGUCAAGGUCGUUGGACUGAAGUAUCUGGAUCUUCCGGUACCACGUGGUGAGAGAUCAUACUUCUCUCUUACACUGGACAAUGGCCUACAUUGCGUGACAACCGCCUGGUUGGAGCUGGGAAAAUCCGCCCCCAUCGGGCAAGAAUUUGAACUUAUUGUGCAGAAUGAUCUUGAGUUCCAGCUUACUUUGCAGAUGAAAGUGGACGACGACCGAUUCCGAAGCCCCGAGCUGGCUCCUACUGCGUCGCCUACACGACCGAAGACGUCGACAUUUAGCCGGGUGUUUGCUUCACCCCGGAAGCGCAAGGAAUUGGACAUGAAGCAACAGCUUGCCUCGCAGCAGCAGCAGAAGAGUAAAGAUGUCAAUGCCGGGGUGUGGGACCGACUCCGGUCGCUCAUUGCGCGUGACGGUAGCUUUGCUCGCGCAUACGUGGCACUUAGCGAUCAUGAAAAGCAUGCAUUCGGACGCCCUUACACCGUCGACGUCGCUUGUUUCAAUGAGUGGGCGGUUGAGGAGCAGCCCAGUAGUGUGAAGAGCAAGAAAAGUACCUCGAGCUCCGCCUCCCAGCGCCGACCCCCUUACAAGAUUGGCAAACUAGAAUUACAGCUAUUGUUUGUUCCCCGGCCCAAGGGUGCGAAGGACGAAGAUAUGCCGAAGAGCAUGAAUGCCUGCAUUCGAGAAAUGCGCGAGGCUGAAAGUGUGUCGGCGCGCAGUUGGGAAGGUUUCCUCUCCCAGCAGGGAGGCGAUUGUCCAGUGAGUUUUGUCCCCCAGGAUGGCAUCCAUCCUCGGUCAAUCGUGACACUGACGAGUUUGCUGCAGUAUUGGCGGCGUCGGUGGUUUAAGCUGCAGGGCUCCAAACUGACCGCCUUCCAUGAGACCACACGGCAGCCGCGGGCUACCAUCAAUUUGUCCAAAGCCGCCAAGCUGAUUGACGACCGGUCUACCCUGACGCAAAAGGAGACCACGGCCCGGGGGGGUAGACGCCGCAAGUCUGCGUUCGCUGAAGAGGAAGAGGGGUAUAUGUUCGUGGAAGAGGGCUUCCGGAUCCGCUUCGGCAACGGCGAGGUGAUUGAUUUUUAUGCCGACAGCGCGGCGGACAAGGAAGGCUGGAUGAGGGUGCUGGCUGACGCUGUCGGGAAGGGAACCGGUGGUAGCAGCCAGGUGAAGCCAUGGACUGACUUCGUGCUGAAGCAUGAGCGCAGUCAAAAGGCACGCAGGGAGACAGGAGAUCGCUUCUCGCACGCGGGCCCUCCGCCGGCACGCAAGGACGUGGCGCAAACCCCCGCGUCCCGCGUGCCCGAGCCGGCAGUGGCAUCGCCUCGGCCUCGACACCGGCACACGCAGUCGCAGCCCGAAGUUCGCAGCGCGGAUGCUCGACGCAACAAGGCGCGAUCAUUGAUGUUUUAG
Messenger RNA from Aspergillus tanneri, 4122 nucleotides. It is a transcript of the gene bud4, whose product is annotated as putative GTP binding protein (Bud4). Bases 1 to 4122 code for a protein of 1373 amino acids. Gene Ontology annotation, molecular function: GTP binding. The record is from RefSeq and is a predicted model, not a curated record. The transcript is spliced from 3 exons. NCBI's taxonomy places the organism in Eukaryota, Fungi, Ascomycota, Eurotiomycetes, Eurotiales, Aspergillaceae.